Messenger RNA from Oncorhynchus kisutch (coho salmon), 3673 nucleotides. RefSeq names its product GAS2-like protein 3. Gene Ontology annotation, biological process: actin crosslink formation. NCBI's taxonomy places the organism in Eukaryota, Metazoa, Chordata, Actinopteri, Salmoniformes, Salmonidae. The coding region runs from base 448 to 2466 and encodes 672 amino acids. The record is from RefSeq and is a predicted model, not a curated record. Gene Ontology annotation, molecular function: microtubule binding; actin filament binding; cytoskeletal adaptor activity. Gene Ontology annotation, cellular component: actin filament. The transcript is spliced from 9 exons.
AGCGCUCCAUUUCCACUAGCUCAUCGCAGGGAGCUCCCAGGGUAGGUGCAGAGUUGGGGGAUGAUGGAUGCGUGGGGGGCGUGGAAGGGGGGAUGCUGUGUAACAAUGGGUGCUUUGUGAGAGGAGGACUGGCCGUCGCAGGAGUGGGGGGCCUCUGCAGCGCUGAGCAGAGCCACUUCAUUAGUCAAGGCUCUCCCUCCUCCCUCCGUUCUCUCUCUCCUCCUUCUGUCAUUCUCUCGCUCGCUGUCGACAUAACACACUCUGAAGUCUGGAACCAGCCAGUAGGAGCCUGUGUGGUUUGUGUUGCGCUUUCUGUUUUCCGGUCAGAAGCAGGGUGGAGACGGGUUUUUCCGACUAUCUGGGGGUUCUACGCAGCUCUUUUCGUACAUGACUACUGUCUUCCUCCUGUCCUAAGGAUGAAAAGGUGAAUCUCCUCUGAUUGCAGCGAUGGCAGUGCAGGCUGGCAUACAGGUGUGGUUCAGGGAGAAGUUUGACACGCCCCUGCAGUAUCCUCGCAGCCCUUUGACGCUGCGCCAUGGGCCGGGCUUGGCCGAUGUCUUCCAGUAUGACCAGUGGCUGGCCGUGCGCCAUGAAGCCACACUGGUACCCAUGCAAGAGGACCUGGCCAUCUGGCUCACCGGGAUGCUGGGAGAGGAGGUGAGAGCGGAGAGCUUCAUGGCGGAUCUGAACAAUGGGGUGAAGCUGUGUCAGCUAAUCGGAGCUCUGCAGAGCAGGAUCUCUCAGAGCGGGGCAUUGGAUAUGGGCAAGUUGUUUCCCAUGAAGAAGGUGACAUGCAAGUGCAAUGCCUCUCCAGGGUCCUUUUUCGCCCGCGACAACACUGCCAACUUCCUGGGCUGGUGUCGCCGCAUAGGCGUGGAGGAGACGUACCUGUUUGAAUCAGAGGGCCUAGUUCUGCACAAGGAUCCCAGGCAGGUGUGUCUGUGUCUGCUAGAAAUCGGCCGCAUCGUCUCCAAGUAUGGUGUGGAGCCUCCGGUGCUGGUGAAACUGGAGAAGGAGAUUGAGCUGGAGGAGACCCUGCUGAAGACGACAGAACCUGCUCCUGCAGUCAAAACAUUCACUGUGUGCUGCCAGCAUGGGGGCCUCUACCAGCCUGGGGAGCAACAUCUGACGGACGAGCCUCCGUGUAACUGCUCCCAGAGAGUAUCUAUUGAAUACCUGUCAGAGGGCCGUUACAGACUUGGAGACAAGACCCUCUUCAUCCGGAUGCUGCAUGGGAAGCAUGUGAUGGUACGUGUGGGGGGUGGCUGGGACACCCUAAGGGGUUUCCUGCUCAAGUACGACCCCGGCCGGGUGCUCCAGUUCACAACUCUGGAGCAGAAGAUCCUGGCAUACCAGAAGGGGCCACCGGGCUACGGCUCUGCAGCAGCGGCCCCUCUACCUGACAUGGACCCUCUUGCUGCAGUCAACCUCAUCCCCUCGUCUUCCUCCUCGUCUUCCUCUGGUUCGGCCUCCAAAGCUACCUGCACCCCCGUCUCGACCCCAACUCUGCCCAGGAAAGCAGCCGCAGCACCCAAAAAGAUCCUGCAGAUGCCCCUUCCCUCCCCCAAGAAGCCCACCCAGAAGCCCUUGCCAAUCCCCAAAAAGGUGGCUGCUGUGUCACCCACCCUGUCUUCGCAGCAGGGCCCAAGCCCUUCACUUCACAGUGGCAAGAGCCAGCAGACGGCACCACUGCUACAUUACUCUUCUGCCCCCAAGCUGAAGCUCAGGCCGUCCCCUUGCGGCGCCCUCUCCCAGCCCCGUAGCCCUGUGUGCCCCGAGCCCGCCUGUAAAUGUCCUAAACCCUCCUCCACUCCAUCCACCCACACCUCCAUCACAGUGCCUCGCGCCGCCACAGCCCCAUCGAGGGUCCACUUCCAGAAAGAUGGCCGACCCCCAACCGGCGCCACCCAACGCCGCCUGUCUCAGAGGCGGCCCACCUCCCCAGGCUCACGCCUUCGUCUGGAUGUUGCAAGACUGGUCCGUCCAACCCCCCGGGUGGCUGUGCCAACACCCAGGCCUGCAACGGCCCAACCCACCAGGGCACUAACCCCUACCUCCAGGACUGCCACAACAGCCCUGCCCAAAUCCAACAUCGCACCCCCCAAGAGCAAAGACACAACAGCCAAAAGCCAGGCCCAAACCAGGGCCAUCCCCAAAGUGGUUGUGCCUCCAUGUGGUGGCACCCCUGGGUGGGUACCAGGGGCCCCUAGUGGCUCUUCCGCUGUUGGCAAGACCAACCAGAGAACGGUACCAACUGCACAGAGGGCAGGACGGAGGCAAGCGCCUAACACCAACACCCCCUCUCUCAAACCGGAGCCCACCAAAACGGCCCCCCGAAAAACCAGCCCCAACAUCAAAGCCCUCCCCUCCCAAAAGAACACUGCUCUCACGAAGAAGACCCAACUCAAGAACAAAAGCGAGGACCCUUAUUUUGAAAUGAACGGCAGAAGGCAUCAGAAGACGUGAGACGUAGUGUGCAACUUUCAAAACGCCAUUUGCAUUCUACCAUUUUUAUGUUUAUGUUUCUGUUGGUUAGAUUUUUUUUCUUACUUUGUCUCCUUUUAUUGUCCUGUUGUCAAAAGCUCAUGCUUCAAUAGCAUUUUACAAGAAGUCAAUUUUUAUACGGUCUUUGAAUGGGUUGAGAAGUGAGUGAUACUGAUUUUAUCUGAGGUCAGCUCAAUUCAGUCUUUAGCCUAACAGAAACACUCAAUGGAAGUGUUGUCAACCAACAUCCCUUCAACAGCCUUUUGUUUCUUAUCCUUUUUCCAUCAUUUGAGUGUUUUUGAAAGCUUUCUAACAUCUAUUCGUGUGUCUUGAGGUUCCCUACAGAGUGCUCUAUCUUUGUUCAUCUGAUCUGAUACAUAUUUUUUCUCUGCAUAUAAAAGUUUGACUUUUAAACAUUGACAUUUUCUUUUCAGAAAGGGUCAUUUCUGUGCAAAGCAGAGCUAAGUAAGGCAGCACACUUUGAACAUUUGCUUUUUGAGUUUUCAAUAUUCAUUACAAGCAGGUUACUGUAACCAAAGUUUCACAUGUUUGACAGAAAAUAUAACUGGACUGAAUGUUUGUCCUCUGUGUGGAUAAGCAUUUCAUUGAUGGAGGUAUGAUUGAAUAUAGACGUUUGUUUCUCUUUGUCACAGACUGGAUGAUGAAUGUGGUAUUUUCCAUUUUAGAGGUCAAAUUAAGCUCUGUUGGAAUGUUUCUCGUGUGCCUUUAGAAGUGACUGUUGUUGCUGAGUGGCUUUAGAAUGUACUAGAAACUAGGGUUUUAAUAUUUGUUUUUACAAAUGAGAAUUGCACAAAGUACAAGCACUCAGACUGAGUUUUUUAUUAUUAUUACAUGGUCAAAUCUCAUGAAUUACUACUGAUAAUAAUAUGCCUCUAACACAUCCUUUGAACACAUAGUAGACAACAAAGGGACAAGCGAAGCCCAUUUUACAGAGGGGGAAGUUAACGUGAGGUAGAUUUUAAUUUGUUUAUUUUCAUUGAUCAUGUUUUUACUUUUCUACGUGAGCUUCAUGUCUAAGUUACUUUAUCUGUUUUCUUGGUCAGCACUUUAUUAAAACCUCUUGGUGUGUUUGUCAAUUUGGAUGUUGAUUCUGUUGAUUUGUGUUGUCUGAUCUACCUUUGUUACAUUGUCCAAUAAAAGGCCAAAUGUUGCCAGACUUCCUGCAAAA